Molecule: messenger RNA, 1851 nt
Organism: Miscanthus lutarioriparius
Lineage: Eukaryota; Viridiplantae; Streptophyta; Magnoliopsida; Poales; Poaceae
Source: the annotation of a GenBank genome assembly
AUGGAAGGGAGCAGGAUAGUUCGGAUUUCAGUCACCUGGAGGGGCAUACAGCUCGAUAUCGUUGCAGAUCCAAGCUGCACGAUGAAAGAAUUUGGGCAACUGCUGCAGGACUUGACUAGUGUUAAGCCAGAGACAUUGAAGCUCAUUGUUCCGCAAUCUACAAACAAAGGCUCCGAGCUGAUCACGCCAUUUUCGGAUCCGCAUUCGAGAUUGACUCUGAAUGAAGCGGAUAUUAGCGAGGGAAAACCUAUCCGGAUGAUGGGGGUUUAUGAUGAUGAAAUGAAAUCGAGGAGGAGGAGGUAUCUGACAAUGGCAAAAGACCUGACCAACCUGAAUCCUCCUCCACCUUCGGAAGCUCUGAAACGAAUGCACAUGCUUGCAUGCGACCCUGGUAUAAUUGCGAUCAUGAAAAAGCAUAAAUGGAGAGUCGGAAUCAUGACUGAGAUGGCUCCUGUUGGCUAUGUAGGCGUUAGUCCGAAAUGUAUUUUAGGUUUCAAUAAGAACAUGGGAGAGGAGAUAUCUCUUCGCCUACGAACUGAUGACUUGAAGGGAUUCAGGAAGUACGAAAGUAUCAAGAAAACUCUACUUCAUGAGCUUGCACAUAUGGUGCACUCUGAGCAUGAUGCGAACUUUUUUGCUCUUAAUAAGCAGUUGAAUGAGGAAGCUGCUUCCAUGGACUGGACCAAGUCUACAGGUCAUAUGUUGAGUGGUCGCAAAAUCUUCGAUUCAUAUGAAGAGGAAUUUGUUCUAGAACCAGAGAUAACUGUUGCUGGUCACAGGCUUGGGGGAGAAUCAAGUUCGCUGGCUAGUGCUCGUGCAUUGUCAGGGGCUGCUGCUUACCAUCGUUUUUUGGAUGCAUCUGCUAAGGCGGAUCAUGAUGCUUCAGGCACUAAAAUUGAAUAUAAUCCUGAUGAUGUUCCUCAAGAUUUUGUUCAUGAAACUUUGAAGGUAGAUCCAGAUCCAGAUGAUGCUAUGCAUGUGGAUUCAGCAGCUGGGAUAUCAUUGGCAGGACAGCCUACUAUCAGUUACUGUGAGCCUGAUCCUGAUGAUGUUGAGAAGCAUGAGAAGCAAAUUUCUGAUAGAUGCCUACAACCUGAUCCUGUUGAUUCCUCAAAUGCUAAUAAUCUGAACCAGGAGCUGAGGUUUGAUGGAAGACACCAUAGCGAACCUGAUCCUGAUGAUGGUACUAAUGAAGUUGUUCCGGAAUCUGGAAAAAAGAUGGAAGUGGAUAGUGAACUGGCAAACAGCAUCGCAGUUUUAAAGUAUGAAUCUGACCCUGCUGAUUCCUCAAAUGCUAUUGUCAACCAGGAGUUGGUUAUCGAUGGGAAGCAUGGUGAAGAACCUGAUCCUGAUGAUACUGCUUGUCAAGAUGUUUUAAAAUCUGGAAAUGGGACAGAAAGGAUAACAGAACAAAGCGUAAACUCCACAGUUUUGAAGUCUGAACCUGAUCCUGACGAUCAUGUUGUUGAUUCAAACAGCAAUGAGCUGCAAAGGAUUGAAGAACCAGUGGCAGCCCUCUGUUCACGACUCCAGAAGUCCAUUGAGACGCUCCGGUUGCAAGCAACACCUACAGAGGCAGAGUCUGCUAUUCAAACACUUUUUAAGAUCAUCAAGAUUGUUAUAGAGCACCCAAAUGAUAUUAAGUAUAAGAGAUUGUGUAAGUCCAAUCCACAUUUCCAAAGGAGUGUAGCAAACUAUAAAGCUGCAAUGGAGGUUCUUGAAUUGAUUGGCUUCUGCGAGGAUGUGAUCUCAGACGAGGUUGGGCGUGCAGAGACUUACCUGGUAUUGAAAAGGAAUGAUCCUGGAUUGCUAUGGCUGGCAAAGUCCUCUCUUGAAGUCUCUCUGACUUGA